Molecule: messenger RNA, 2065 nt
Organism: Magallana angulata
Lineage: Eukaryota; Metazoa; Mollusca; Bivalvia; Ostreida; Ostreidae
Product: tripartite motif-containing protein 3-like
Exons: 1
Coding region: 1-1671 (556 amino acids)
Biological process (GO): positive regulation of DNA-templated transcription
Cellular component (GO): chromatin; nucleoplasm
Molecular function (GO): zinc ion binding; ubiquitin-protein transferase activity; protein binding
Source: RefSeq, a predicted model, not a curated record
AUGGACCCUGAGUACAGCCUUCAGGAUGUGUUACGGUGUCAUCUCUGUGAGACCCCGGGCCCCGCUGUAUACUGUGCUAUUUGUGAGAAAUAUCUGUGUAAAGCCUGUGAGGGGAGCCAUAUCUCGGAUCUAUCCAAAGAACACAAAGUGGUGCCAUUUGAAAAGAGAGGAUCUACUCUUAAAUGUCCAAAACAUUCCUUAAAAAUAUGUGAACAAUACUGUGAACAUUGUGACAUUCCUAUUUGUACAACAUGUGCUUCUUCUAAAAAACACCAAAGCCAUAAAUUUAUUGAAAUAACUAAAAAGAUUGACAGAAGCAAAGAAAUCAUUCAAAAAGAUUUACAAGAACUAGAGAAAUCCAUUUAUCCCAAAUACCAAGAGAUUGCAUCCAUUAACCCAGUCCAGAGAUCUGCUCUGAAUGAAAAUUCCCAGAAAUUAACAACAGAAAUCGACAAACAUGGAGAAGACUUGCACAGAGAAAUAAACACCAUUAUCAGAGACAUGAAAUCUAACGUGGAAGUAAUGGACACCAAACACCUGGCUGCGCUAAAUAAACAGGAAGAUAAAAUUAAACACACCAUUUCUGAAAUCACACAGACUAUUGCUGAACUGAAGGCGUUACUGCACUCCAAUGAUGUUAGCCGUGUCUCUGCCUACAAAUCCAGGAAUGAUGAAUUCAGAAGAUUGCCCCCUAAACUCACAGUGUCCAUAGCAAGUUUUACCCCUCAGAAGAUCAACAAAGAUAAGAUUUAUCAACAGUUUGGUUCUCUGUCAGAGUCAUCUAUCAAAACAGAAGAGCACGGUUACACCAUGGAAUCUCCCGGUGCUGAGUCCUCUCCCCCGGACAGACCGCUCAUUGAUGUACCACAUAUCAUCACACAGAUAAACACCGAGUGUAUAGGAUUACGCAGUGUGUCCUGUCUGAGUGAUGAGGAGAUGUGGACGUGUAGUUAUGAUGACAACAUCAUGAGACUGUACAACCUCAGUGGGGAACUUGUGAAGUCAGUCCAAACCAAGUCAGGGUACUCUCCGCGGGACAUAGCAGUGACAAGGAGUUGGGAUCUAGUCUUUACUGAUUACAAAGAUAGAACUGUGAACAUAGUGAAGAAUACACAGAUAAAGACAGUGAUCAGAGUACGGGGGUGGAGACCUCGCAGUGUUUGUAGUACCUCCUCUGGUGACCUCCUGGUUGGCAUGGACAGUGAUGAUGAUAAACAAACAAAAGUUGUGUGUUACUCCGGCUCCACAGAGAAACAAAGUAUUCAGUACGACGACGAAGGACAACCUCUCUAUUCAUCUGGUGGAUUUUAUAACAAUAAAUACAUCAGUGAAAACAGGAACCUAGAUAUAUGUGUGUCAGACCCUGGAGCCCAUGCAGUAGUGGUGGUCAAUCAGGCCGGGGAACUCCGAUUUACCUACACUGGUCCUCCCUCUACUACCAAUGGAUCAUUCUAUCCAUACGGCAUCACAACAGACAGCCAGGGUUGGAUACUGACCACAGACUUUGACAACCACCGUAUCCACGUCCUGGAUCAGGACGGACAGUUCCUCCGCUACAUUGACAACCGUCAUUUAAAGGAUCCAUGUGGUUUAAGUGUGGACACCAGAGACAACCUCUUUGUGACUGAGUACUACACAGGUAAAGUGAAGAAAAUACAAUAUAACAUAUAAACAAACUGUGUUUAUAAUAAUCAAACUAUUUGUUUAUGUAUAUACAUGUAACAUUAGUGAAGGAAAUCCACAUUACAAAUGAAACAAACCAUGAUUUGUAAUAAUCAAACAGUUCAUGAUAUUGAAUUAUAUUUAAAUUAAGUUCUCAACUGACAACAGCUAAAUGUUACAUGUUAUUAUAUCAUGUUUGAUUAACAUGUCAAUAAACUGUUUUACAUCUAGUAUGUUAACAAACUACAUGUAACUGACUGUGUUUACAUAAUGUAUGUCAACUGAGUGAUUGUUUUAUUCAUUAAAUGUAAACUAACUGUGUUUAUAUAUUGGGUGUGAUUGUCAACAGACCAAGAGAUGUUAUUGAAAACUUCAAACAUUGCAUGCCAUCAAACUGUGUGUG